AGAAAAAUGUAAAAACUGAAGAAACAUUUACUAGCAAAAAUUAAAUUAAGGAAAAAAAUAGAAGAAAAACAGGCGAACGAAGCACGAAAAUAAAAAGAGGAAGAGAUGAAAUGAAAUGAAAAGGAAACCAGGGAGUAAUUGAACGGGAACAGGUACGAUAGACACGUAUAUAUUUCCAAAAUAUUAGAACAAAUUGAAAAAAAUUUUCAAAAAAAGAACAAAAAACGAACAUCAAAGAACAUUACAUGUAACAAAAAACCAAUAAGAAACGAGGAGAAAGAAAAAUUAUAAUUAUAGAAACGAAACACUAAUUAUCAUUUAAAUAAUACAUUUGUUUAUCUAAAAAAAACGCCCUGACUUUUGAUGGGGGAAUUCGAUCGUCACCACGAACGCUGUAAACUCGGUGGUGCAGGAAAUCCGAGAUUAACCGACGGUGCAAUAAUAAAUUAUCGAGAAAAUCGAUAAGAAGAGAAAUUUCGAACAAAAAAGGAAGUGAAUGCUUUGGAGUGCUUGUUUUGUUUAAAUUUCGGUUUUUUGAAUUAACGAACAAAUAUACACCCGUAGGCAUUGGAGAGGUGUGCAGUGAAUUCUUGACAGCAAAAGUGAGGAAGAAAAAAAAAAGAAAAAACGCCAAAGAAUCUUAUUUUUGUUUUUUCGCUUUCGAUCUUCCAUUCCGUUCUAUAGACAAUUUUCUCGUUUGACUGCGACAGAGCUAAAGAAAACAACGGAGAAAAUCAAUGAACUAUAAUAUACCAAUUUGUAAAAAGUGCACGUGAUGAUCUCCUCUGUUGAUAAUAUAAAGUCGAUCGUAAAUGUGCCCCCCACCACAGCUAUAAGUGAAAUAAAAAAAUAUUAUUACAAAUGAAGAUUUUUUUUCACUUCCUUCUUUACAUCUAUUCAGAUCGAAGAAAUAUAUAAUAAAACGAUACACGGUAACGUUGCCCUGUAACAAAAUCAAAGGGGAAAGAUAUUGAUAAAAUUGCGAUGAUUCUGCCGCCCGGUAUAAUAAUGACGACUAAAUUAAAAUCGAAGAAUUUUAAUUGUUUCAACAAUUGUGACGAUGAUAUUUCGAAAAAUACAACGAUAAUUCAACGGUCACAUAUUUUUUAACCGACGUCGAUCGACAUAAUCAAUCCAUCCUCGCAUCAUACGUCACCAUAGAAAAUGCACUUCUUCGAGGUGUUGGUGUAAAAGUUGGUGCGGUCGUUUUAUUUUUUUUUUUUCUUCAAAUUUUCUUUUCUUUCGCCUCUUCUCGUCCGUUAAAUUUAUUUUCACCACCCCCACCCUUCACUCGUUCUUUCUCUAUUUCCAUCUCCGAUUCGUUUCCCACUUGGUUUUUUUCUUUUACUUUUUUUUUUUUUCACAAGUACUCGAUACCGAUAAUAAUAUUGAUUGAAAAUUUUAAUCCGAUCAAUCAGUCUCCCCCCAUCCUCUCUCUCUCUCUAUUUUGGUGCGCCGCGUAGAGUGUCUCUAUGUGUGCAGUGUGCAGUGAUUCGUUCAAUAUUUAUUAUACGAUACGCGUGUUGUGAGAGAAGAAGAAAAAAAGAAUAAAAAAAAAUAAUAAUUUUUAAACAUAAAAUAUUAAUAGUACGAAUAGUAGUGUAGUAUAAAGGAACAACGUUUCGGAAAAGUAGAAAAUGAAAAGUGCUUUCGGUUGAAACGAAGAGUGGGUAAAUAGAAAAAGAGAAAGAAGAAAGAGAGAACGAAAGAAAGAAAGAAAGAAAGAAAACAAGUUGGCGGACGACGCGACGUGAUAUUGACGUCGGGUCAAAUAGUGCGGGAGAGAUUGACGUUUAGCUGCACGAUAGCACCUCUGGUGCCGGCGGCCGUGGGCCCCGGUGGAUUGGGCACCAUGGCGGCAUCAUCGUCUUCCUCAAGCGGUGAACAACAGUACUCAUUAAGAUGGAACGAUUUUCAUUCGAGUAUUCUGAGCUCGUUUAGACACCUGAGGGAUGAGGAGGACUUCGUCGAUGUUACCCUCGCUUGCGACAGCAGCAGCUUUACCGCUCACAAAGUCGUACUUUCCGCCUGCAGCCCCUACUUCCGGAGACUUUUGAAGGCAAAUCCAUGCCAACAUCCCAUCGUUAUCCUGAGGGACGUCGCCUCGUCGGACAUGGAAUCUCUUUUGAGAUUUAUGUACCACGGCGAGGUCCACGUUGGACAGGAACAACUGGCGGCCUUCCUUAAAACCGCGCAGAUGCUCCAGGUCAGAGGACUCGCCGAUGUCAACAGCGGAGCAACUAAAAUACCACCACCCUCCUCGAGUGCGAAUAACGGAAGCGCACCCACGACGCCUCGUCUCCCUUGGCAGGAUAACGGAAGAGGCGACGGUUUACCUUUGAACGAUAGCGGUCUUAGUCCACCGCCGGAGAAAAGACCACGUAGUUAUUCGCCGCCACUCGGUAAUCAUAUCGAGCCAAAACCCGACCUCCAAGAAUCUCUUCUUGGACAAGCACUCGAAGGAGGUCCAACGAUACACACCACGCCUAGCAAUAAUGUGCAGAAGGGAAAUCAUGACAAUUCUCUUCAGGCACAGUCUACGGGUGAAGACUCGAAUUCUUUGUCCGAUAAUGAAGAGGAUAUUUCUAACAACGACAGCAUUCUAAAUUCCGUAAAGACUGAGCCGACAGAUUUACUCAAUGACUCCAUCGAACAUCACCGCAGCACAUUUCCAGCCGCUCUUCUUGGACUCCAAGGUUUGAUGCCAGGACCUUCGGGAAUUCAUGCGGCAAACCAGGACCCCAGUUAUGUUGCCCGUCGAGGAUUGGACAUGAUGCGAGUUCGCGCGACGGAUCCACGUCCCUGUCCAAAAUGUGGGAAGAUAUAUCGUUCGGCUCACACAUUGCGUACGCAUCUGGAGGACAAGCACACGAUUUGCCCGGGUUACAGAUGCGUGUUGUGCGGUACGGUGGCGAAAUCAAGAAAUUCACUCCACUCUCACAUGUCUCGUCAACAUCGAGGUAUAAGUACUAAAGAUCUGCCGGUCCUCCCCAUGCCGAGUCCCUUCGAUCCCGAAUUAGCAUCGAGGCUCCUCGCCAAGGCCGGUGUCAAAGUAUCACCCGCUGAAUUGAGAGCGAGGGCGAGUCCCACCGGUCCAAGACGCGGCGACAUGAGACUCGAGCUGCCGAGAGGUGCUCCUUCGGAGACCGGAAGUUCCGUCUGCGGCGGCGACGAUCCCGAAGAUUUGACGCUACCCUUGAGUCUACGUUACGGUUCGCCGACGCCGAAUAACAACACGGUUAUAACGAAGGUAACUAAAACGCCGACGGCCAUUGCCGCUAAAUCAUUAGACACCAUGCAUAUAUCGCGUGAGCCGAACACCGCUCCUCUUCAUCCACCGGGACACCCAGGACCCGGACAUCACAACAGUGCAACCGGUUCGGCGAUCCUCGAUACCUAUUUACAAUUUAUCGCCGAAAAUUCUGUGCUAACGAUGGGCCUGAGUCCGGAACAGACGGCGGCGGUCGCUGCCGCUCACGCUGCUAAAAUGGCGCAUAUAAGCGCCAUGGACAAAAUGGGCGGUCGUGGAAUAGAAGAUUAUCCGAUGAUCGGCAGAGACGAGGGUAGGGGGCCGGGGGUUGUUCACGAAGACAGACCGGAACAUCAUCAGGGUCACACGGCCAUGGACGAAGCAGAUUCGUCCGGGGGCGAAGACGACGAUUUCAGUGAAAAUGACGAACCGGAAGUUGUAAAAGCUGAAUGAGGGAUCAGUAUGUAAAAGAAAUUGACAAAAAUCACAGUUUUGUUUUUGUUUUUAUUUUUUAUUUUAUUAAUUUUUUUCUUUCUAAAUUAAUUAUUAAUAUUAUCUAUUAUUACGCGAACACAAAUUUACGCAACGAUAGGAGGGGCGGUUCCAAUCCGCAGUUAUUAAUUAUUAGGAAGGUGAAAAUAAUCAUCGAAUAUUCUAUCGUCAUUAUUACCUUUAAUAUCAUCGUUAUUAUUAUCGAUCAUUUUUUUUUUUUUUCCAUCAUUACCUUUUCAUUUUUCUUCUGUUUUUUUCGUUCAUUUUUCUCGGACAAUUAUUAUGUUUUUCACCCCUCCAUCCCCCACCCGAUGAUAAACGAAGACAAAAUGAAAUGAAAAAGAAAGGAAAAGUAAGAAAAAACGAAGAGAGAAGAGAAAAGAAAAAUGUGUAAAUCUUUGUGUAACUCUACGAUCCACAAAAAUCGCCCGACGCAUUAUAUAUUGUGGUAGAGUGAAAAGAGAGAAAAAUCUAUCUAUAUAUAUAUAUAUAUAUACAUAUGUAUACCCUAUAAUUAUUAAGGAGAAGGAAAAAGAUACGAUCUUGAAGAUGGUAUGCUAAAAAAGAAAUAAAAAAUUGAUAACGGUAUGUAAGAUAUUUAAUAAGAAAGACGAGUUAAAAUUGAAACGUUUAACGCCUCGCACCACGUUUAUAAUGCCGAAUGGAAAACAAAAUGAAAAGGGUAAAAUAAAAAAAGUGAACAGGAAAAAAUCCAGACGAAAUAAAAGGUCGGUGGAUUUUGGUUCGGUUUUGCCAAAUAUCCAUUUUUGUCGAAAUGCGAGUCCCCACAGUAUACGAUAAUACGAUACGACAAGGAAUAAUAAUAAUGUAAAAUAAUUAUACAGCGAGACGUAUGCAGAAGCAACCCCAAUACCUCAUAUAAAAGAAAGAAGCAAAAAACAUUCAAUCGCAAAGCUAUGUAAUCUAAAGUAACGAAUGAAAAAAAGGAUAACAAUGAAUCCGAAUCAUUUUCUUUCCUUUUUUUCGAAAGUUAGAAAAAAGAAAGAAAUCUUGCCACACCGUAUAAGUUUUUAGGUGGUUUAUAAAUAUUAGACGCGUUGAAGCUGAUUGGAAAAAAAACGAAAAAUACACAACAUACGUGAUGAUAUUUCUAUACACAUUGCAUUGGUAUAGAAAAUUUACAUAUAUUAAACGUUAAAAAUGAAAAUGAAAAAGGAGAAAAAAAAAAAUUGUGACAAAAUUUAGUUUUUAUUGAUUUAUCUUUGUUUCUUAUUUUUUUUUCUUACUUUUUUUUUGGUUAUCGAGAACAGAAGACAGUUA
Molecule: messenger RNA, 5023 nt
Organism: Athalia rosae (coleseed sawfly)
Lineage: Eukaryota; Metazoa; Arthropoda; Insecta; Hymenoptera; Athaliidae
Product: protein abrupt
Exons: 6
Coding region: 1853-3703 (616 amino acids)
Biological process (GO): regulation of transcription by RNA polymerase II
Cellular component (GO): nucleus
Molecular function (GO): protein binding
Source: RefSeq, a predicted model, not a curated record